Molecule: messenger RNA, 1689 nt
Organism: Manis javanica (Malayan pangolin)
Lineage: Eukaryota; Metazoa; Chordata; Mammalia; Pholidota; Manidae
Source: RefSeq, a predicted model, not a curated record
UCUGCUACUUAACAGUGGGAACAGAUCCCAUGGCUGAGUCACCACAGCUGCAACACUCGCUCCUUAGUGCUUCACUGGACAUAGAGCAGCCACCAGCCUCAAGAGUAGCUCCAAGCUGGGUCCACGCUGGAUGCAGGCGCUGGCAGCUGGUGGAUCAGGUAGAGUUGCUGAGGAUGGAGGAGAGUCAGGAACCUGGGCACAGCUAACAUUCUGAGCCCCCCAUGCCUUUGACUUCUCUGUGGGCUUGAGAGAGGACUACACCACCUCAGAAUGAACCCUUCUUCAGAGCCAAGAGUCCCACUGGGCCUGGCUCAGGAGCCCAGCUGCAUGAUCACCCCACCAUCACCCAGCAGGUGGGAUAGCUCCCAGAGCAGCAUCUCCAGCCUGGACCAACCUACACCCAUCAGUCCCACGGAAGCCAGGCCUCAGGCUGCUGUCUGGGUCCCCUUUCCUACAGUUGACGUUCCCGACCACACCCACUACACCCUGGGCUCAGUGAUCCUGCUGGUGGGACUCAUGGGGAUGCUGGGCAACCUGACCGUCAUCUACACCUUCUGCAGGAGCAGAGGCCUCAGGACGCCUGCCAACAUGUUCAUCAUCAACCUCGCAGUCAGCGACUUCCUCAUGUCCUUUACCCAGGCUCCUGUUUUCUUUGCCAGCAGCCUCUAUAAGCGGUGGCUCUUUGGGGAGGCAGGCUGUGAGUUCUAUGCCUUCUGUGGGGCUCUCUCUGGCAUCACCUCCAUGAUUACUCUGAUGGCCAUCGCCCUGGACCGCUACCUGGUGAUCACGCAUCCACUGGCUGCUGUCGGGGUGGUAACCAAGAGGCGGGCUGGGCUUGUCCUGCUGGGCAUCUGGCUCUAUGCCCUGGCUUGGAGUCUGCCACCCUUCUUUGGCUGGAGUGCCUAUGUGCCCGAGGGGCUGCUGACCUCCUGCUCUUGGGACUACAUGAGCUUCACGCCAUCAGUCCGUGCUUACACCAUGCUGCUCUUCUGCUUUGUGUUCUUCCUCCCCCUGCUUGUCAUCAUCUACUCCUACUUCUUCAUCUUCAGGGCCAUCCGGGAGACAGGCCGGGCCUUUGAGGGCGGGGGUGAGUCCUCCCGGCAACGACAGCGGCUGCAGAGAGAGUGGAAGAUGGCCAAGAUGGAGCUGCUGGUCAUUUUUCUCUUUGUGCUCUCCUGGGCCCCUUACUCCUGUGUGGCCCUGAUGGCCUUUGCUGGGUACGCGCAUGUCCUGACGCCGUACGUGAAUUCGGUGCCGGCCGUCAUUGCCAAGGCCUCAGCAAUCCACAACCCCAUCAUUUACGCCAUCACCCACCCCAAGUACAGAAAGGCCAUCACCCAGCACUUGCACUGCCUGGGGGUGCUUCUGGGCAUGUCGGGCCAGCGCACUGGCCAGUACGCCAGCUACUGCUCUACCCACCACUCUACGCUGAGCAGUCAGGCCUCGAACCUAAGCUGGAUCUCCAGACGAAGGCACCAGCCAUCCCUGGGCUCUGAGAACAAGGUGGGUUGGACCGACACAGAGGACACAGCUGCAUGGGGAGGUGCCCAGCUAGAGAGCAGACGGGCACCCUGCAGUCAGGACCUGGAGGAUGUGGAAGCCGAGGCCCCUCCCAGACCCCAGGGAGAGGAAGCCGAAGCUCCUGGGAAGGUGACUGGCCCUAGCUCCUGCCAAUCUAUAAAGGGGUAG